UUGCGGCACCAACGUACACCAAAUGGGUGUAAAUAUUACCGGAACCCCCUCCUCAGUUACACCAAACAGUUUCUGUAUCCAAUCAACAAGUGAAACGUCACUCAACUUUAUCCACCUCCACCCUCCCUUCCUCUGCCAAUCUAUAAAUCUAAAAUCGAAGUAGGAGCGGAGCAGGGAGUCUCUCCCACUUUUGGACGCGGUCUACUCCUUUGGGCUUGCGAUACAGAGAGCUGUUGAAGGAUGACGGGGAGCUGUCAGGUGGUGGAUGUGGAUGAUGAUGAGUAUGCCAAGCUCGUCAGGAGGAUGAACCCACCAAGAGGUGUAGGUUGCUGUCUUCUGAGCUUUUGAGUAGGGUUUAUCAUUUGUAGUUUGAUGCUCAUCCGAGAUUCAAAGGGUCGUGAUAGAUAAUGAUGCCUGUGAUCACGCUACUGUUAUUCGGGUGGAUAGUGUUAACAAGCAUGGGAUUCUGCUAGAGGUGGUUCAAGUCCUCACUGAUCUGAACCUUGUAAUCACGAAGGCUUAUAUUUCUUCGGAUGGAAGUUGGUUUAUGGAUGUAUUUAAUGUGACCGAUAGAGAUGGGAAUAAAAUAUGGGACGAAGAGAUCAUCUCUUACAUACAAAAGUCCUUAGGAUCGGAUGCUUGCUUCUUCCCCAAACUCAGGAGUUCAGCUGGUGUGAUGCCAUCGAAUGAGCACACCUUCGUCGAGCUGACUGGCACAGACAGGCCCGGCUUGCUAUCUGAAAUAUGUGCUGUGCUUGCAAACAGCAAGUGUAAUGUGGUGAAAGCUGAGUUAUGGACUCACAACGCCAGGGUUGCAGCGGUGGUUCGUGUCACCGAUGAGUCGACCAGGAGAGCAGUUGAGGACCCCGAGAAACUCUCCAUGAUCAAAGAGCUCCUCUGCAAUGUUCUCAAGGGCUCGAGGACCGCGAGUAUGACGGUCUCAAUGGGACACACUCACACCGAGAGGAGGUUGCAUCAGAUGAUGUUCAGCAAUCGAGACUACGAGAGAAUUGGUGCGACACAAGGAGACGAUAAAUCAUGGCCUCAGGUUGCUGUGAUGGACUGCUCCGAGAAGGAUUAUUCUGUAGUCAUCAUGAGGUCGAAAGACCGACCGAAGCUUCUCUUUGAUACUCUUUGCACGCUCACAGAUAUGCAAUAUGUUGUGCAUCAUGGCACGGUUGACUCAGGAGAGGAAGAAGCUUAUCAGGAAUACUACAUCAGACAUGUUGACGGGCACCCCAUAAGUUCAGAGGCCGAACGACAACGUGUGAUCGAUUGCCUCGAGGCAGCCAUCGAGAGAAGAGCUACAGAGGGAUUGGAGUUGGUGCUGAGGACAGAAGACAGAAUCGGAUUGCUUUCGGAUAUUACAAGGAUAUUCCGAGAAAAUGGCUUGACAAUUACAAGGGCAGAAAUUUCGACUGAGGAUGGAAAGGCAUUUGACACUUUCUUUCUUUCAGAGAUGUCGGGCAAUCCUGUGGAAGCCAAGACAAUAGAUUCAAUAAGUAGGCAGCUCGGGCACAUGAUUGUGAGGUUGAAGCAGAAUCCUCUUCUUGCUUCAAAGUCUCCUGAAGUUGCCGGUGCUGCCGGUUUCCUCUUUGGGAAUCUCUUCAAGGCUUCCUUUCAGAGCUUUUGGCUGGUUGGAUCCUCCUACUCAUGAUGAUUCAUGAUAGAUAUGACACCAAACAAAAUUCCAAAUGGUUAGCCGAUACAAGAAACUUUGGCACAGCACCACCACCCUCCUGUGGAGAGUUCCAGUUCGCCCUCGAAACUUGGAUAUGGAUCCAGGAACCAAACUGUAUGCUGAAGUUGAUGAAAGGAUGUGUUUGAUUUGCCUCUGUAAAUAGACACUAUUUAGGCUGUAAAGAACAUGUACAGAUAAAGAUGUACAGAAAUUUAUGAUGUC
Messenger RNA from Musa acuminata AAA Group (dessert banana), 1903 nucleotides. RefSeq names its product ACT domain-containing protein ACR6. The coding region runs from base 548 to 1657 and encodes 369 amino acids. The transcript is spliced from 8 exons. NCBI's taxonomy places the organism in Eukaryota, Viridiplantae, Streptophyta, Magnoliopsida, Zingiberales, Musaceae. The record is from RefSeq and is a predicted model, not a curated record.